Acipenser ruthenus (sterlet) is the source of this 4801-nucleotide messenger RNA. RefSeq names its product chloride intracellular channel protein 4. The transcript has 6 exons. Bases 2674 to 3423 code for a protein of 249 amino acids. The record is from RefSeq and is a predicted model, not a curated record. Lineage: Eukaryota; Metazoa; Chordata; Actinopteri; Acipenseriformes; Acipenseridae.
CCAAGGUUUCCCAUUGAUUCAGCAUGCUGGCCUAUGCUUUACCAUGCCUUCACUGUGCUUUACUGUUGUUUAGUUGUUUGUUGCUGGUGGUUUCAGCUGGUUAAAUGAAGCCAGCAUGCCACUCUUUUCCCAGCUGCAGUGGCCUUUCUGUGCAGGCUCCCGUCCCUCUCUCUGCUAGUGGAGACCUUGCCUGCAAUGCUCUCCACGCUGGGCUCAGCUCUCCGCUCCUCUCCAGGGCUGGAGCUGUACUGGUUCCAAGCUGCAGUAAUCCCUCAGCUGCUGCAUUCCUCACUCCAAACCUCUACUCUGCAUCAUAGGGGAGCACAGAGCUAUAGGAAGUUGAGCGACACACACAUUUACAUCAGCCUUGAGUUAAUAUAAUAACGCAGUUCCAUAUCGAUCUGAAUCGUGAAAUCUGCAAUCCUCAGUAACUGCAUCUCUGAGUGGAACGGGUUGAGAUCAAUACCCGCAAUGAAUUAAUAACAGACACUGAAGUAGAAGCUGCCCUAUACUAAUCUACUAUGUGGUCUAUAUGUGUAAAAGGGCGGAGGCUGGGUACGAACUGGCGACCCCACACACUGCAAGCAAGCGUCUUAACCACUGUGCAAAAGAGCCGGGCUCGUCUGGAUUCAUGGUUGUUAUAGAGCUUUAAACUUCAUCUCAUCUCACUGACAGGACAGAAUCCGUAACGGCAGUGUAUCACACAAUGCUGCCCUUUACAUGUGCCUGAAGUGAUUUUGUAAUUUUAAUUACAAUAGGCUUGCCAUUUAGCAGAUGACAACAUGUAAGGUUGUAUGUAAUCUACUAUAAAUCUUGACACAUUAAAACAGACCUCAACGCUCCCAGCUCAGGCUCCUAAAACACAGCAGAGCAGCAGUGCCCCCAGGUGGGAAAGUUUGGAACUGCAGCUGCAUGCUCCCCUGUCUGUUUAAUUCAAGGACACUUACACUGACGUGGAAGCUGCCUGGCACACUGCACAGCUUUGCUCCUCACAGGUGAUUAAGAAUAACCCUUUGUGAAGGUGUCAGGUUUGUCACUGAGGAACAGCAGCAGAGGAUUUCUAUAAACACCUCCAAUCAUGUCAACUAAUUCCUGUGAUGUAACUGUUAAGCCUGUGUGUGUGUGUGUGUGUGUGUGUGUGUGUGUGUGCAUGCGUGUGUACAGCAGGGAACGAUGAAACAGGCACAAUUACAGAUUUUCAUGACAAACUGCUCCAUAGGGAGCGGAAAUCAACAUUGUUCGCCGUGCUAGAUAAACACCUAUCUACAGUAGUUCAGCCUGUUUAUAGAUAACCCUUUACACCAGGGUUUAUCAUAGGGCAGUCUUCUGCUGUACCAUUCUCUUGUACAUUUCUGCUGCAGUGCUGGCUGUAACCAUAGAGUCCCAAGGGGAGCGAGUCUCCAGAGAGCAGAAGUCACCUGGAAUGAAUGACGCCACCAAACCAUAAAGUCAACAGCCUUUCCUUUGCCAUUUCAUACUGUGUGAUCCAGAGCAAUGCCGGCGACAUGCUGGAGCGUUUCACAAGCUAAGCAGGGCCCAAUGGAUUUGGCAGUGUUUGCACUUGAGAUUUGCAACGGGCUGAACAAUGCAGAACAGCCACCCUGGAAUUCUUAUUCCCAGCGGAACAUAAAGACUCCAUUGUGAGAGAACAGAGGAGCGAAAGGAUGUAGGAGGCUUGAUCUGAGAUAGCAGCCUUUAUAAACGUGUACCAUAGUAAAAGCAUAGCAAAGCAUAGUGAAAGCAUGGUAAAGUAUAGUAAAGAACAGUGAGGUAUGAUAAAGCAUAUUAAUAAACAUGGUAAACCAGGGUAAAUUAUGGUUAAUACAUGUUAUUACCAUGGGAAAAGCAGGUAAAAGAGCAAAAAUAUAGUGCAAAAAUCCCAUGGUAAACUUGCAUAAGGGAUCACACUGAUUUGACCGCACAUUCACUCAGGAUCUCCUGUGGAAGAUAGUGCUUACAGACCCAGAGAAAUGCAUGACAGAAAUCAUACAUUUCAUUCGACUUGGGACCGUAUGUGUAGCAGCAGCAGUAGCUUUGUAUGGUGUGGUUUACAAGGACCUGUAGUUUCAGGUCUGUUAUUAACCAAUUCAAAUACUUUUUUAGGGUGUUAUUUGUGUAUCGGUCAAGCUUAAAAGGGUUACAGCUAAUGAAAUAGUUCCAUAGAUUUUAAUAAUUAAUAAUACAAAAAAAGAUACAUGGUACCAAAUAGGUUAACAAAAAUAUGUUUUUCAGAAAUUGUGUCCCUGCCCAGGGAAAGAAAAAAAGUGAUCAAUAACAAAAUUUACAGGCCCUAAACCCAACUAGGCACUCCCCUAAUCGAGACGGCUUCUCAAUGGAGCUUUUCAACAGAGAGCCGAUCUGUAGGAGUCUUUCAUACUUCAUGCAUCUCGUCAUGUUGUGUCAGCCCACACCACAAACAGAAACGUUUAAUCUCACAAGGGCGCUACAGCAACCCCUGUCCCACAGCUCUGCAGUCUGGUGCACCCUCCCUGGUAGAAACAGGACGCCUUGCUUUCCAUUGCACUGGGACUGGGAACAGCAGAGGAAGCCCUCUUUAGAAGUGAAAGCAGACUCAUUUAACUCAGGCACGGGGUCAUUCCUCUGGGUAAUAAAGAGCUGUUGUCAGUGUUGUGAGACAAGGGGACCUGCACAGCUGCUCAAUGCGGCGCGGUCAUGGCCUGGUUUGACUUGGCACGGGAAAAGUAUGGAUUUCCAGAUAUAGAGCUCUUUGUAAAGGCCGGCAGUGACGGGGAGAGCAUUGGGAACUGCCCGUUCUGCCAGCGCCUCUUCAUGAUCCUCUGGCUUAAAGGAGUAAUAUUCAACGUCACCACUGUGGAUCUGAAAAGAAAACCAGCAGACCUGCAGGACUUGGCCCCGGGGACGAACCCUCCAUUCAUGACGUUUAACGGGGAGGUGAAAACAGACGUGAACAAGAUAGAGGAGUUCCUGGAGGACAAGCUGGUGCCUCCCAGAUACCCGAAGUUGGCUGCCAAGCACCCAGACUCCAACUCUGCAGGGAAUGAUGUCUUUGCCAAGUUUUCUGCCUACAUUAAAAACGCCAGGAAGGAUUUCAAUGAAAACCUGGAGAAGGCUCUUCUGAAGGCCCUGGGGAGGCUGGAUGAAUACCUGACCACUCCGCUCCCUGACGAGAUCGACGCUGACAGCAUGGGCGAGCUCCCCUCCUCCAGCAGGAAGUACCUGGACGGGGACGAGCUCACCCUGGCUGACUGCAACCUGCUCCCCAAACUGCACAUCAUCAAGGUGGUAGCGAGGAAAUAUCGCAAUUUUGAGAUCCCAGUGGAGAUGACAGCAGUUUGGAGAUACCUUAAUAACGCCUACAGCAGGGACGAGUUCACUAACACGUGCCCGGUGGACCGCGAGAUCGAGGUCGCGUACCUGGACGUGGCGAAGAGGAUUAAAUAAAAAAAAAAAAACAUUCUGGGAAGGCUGGGACGAUCACAGCUGCUACGGACAGCAGUUUAUACACAAGAGUACCCUUAUCAAGAAAGACUCAUGGUGAUUUUAAUCUAGGAUUCUGCAUAUACUAAAGCGUGAAUAAUGGGGUGCCAGAGAGUGUGUCCUUGCCCAGCUCAGUGAUGUGCAGUGGUGAAUUGCGCUCUGACUGGGUUUAUGUUGCUGGGGGGCAUUGGAAUUCAAUGACUGCCAUUGGUGCCCCCAAGUCAAGCCAUGUCAAUUAACUGCAGUGAAUAGUUAGACCGUAGUUUAACUGUAACCGCAGUUAAGCUGCACUGCAAUUACAUGGUGGCUGGGUUCAACGCGCAUCUGGAGUUUUUUGUUUUACAUCAAUGAAUGGUACUGUUGUUACAAUCUGCAGUUACAGUGAGCGUAGACUGAAGUCCAUUUCUUUAGUUUUUUGAAUGGGAACAAUCCACUUCUCCUUCAAACUGGGGUUUCACAGUAUUUAAGUUUAAGAGAUUUGCAUCAUAUUUUCAGCACUCACUGGGAAACCCUAAGCCCGAACACAAAUUGCAAAUUCAUAACAAAUAUCGCCUUAUCAAUACACUAGUAUAAAAUGCUAAAGUUUACCAGCUUCGAGUAAACAAGUCAUCAUUUUGACCCCAACGUGCCCAUUUACUCACUGCUGGGUACUAGGACCAGGUUAACAGGACAUGUGUAGAAAGAGCCAAUCCAUUUGGGAUUUACUCCUGCUUUUGAAAGAUGACUGUGACAGAAUGUGAAACAAUCCUGCAUAAAUAUAUAAUUAGGAUAAUAACAACGGAAAUAAUCAGUUAGAUGUAUCAGCUGUCAUUGGCUCUAGUUUGUGUUCUGAAAACUAGUCUUAGACAGCUUGCAAUACUUAAUUGUAUUUUUAUCAUUUGACCAGGACCAAAAAAAACCCCCAAAACACCCAAUUAUAUCUUCAUCUGGUAUUAAUCAUAAUUAUUGAUUUUUAAUUUGCUGGGUUAUUUAAUCUGCCACUAUUUGUAGUGUAGUGUUUUUUUUUAUAUCAGCUGUUAUUAACAAUUUGAACACCAGUAUUACUGUACACAUGCCUUAUUCAUCUCAAAAGAGAAUAAAAUACAAAUCUAUUACAAUGCUUUUAUGUUUUUAUUUUUGUCUAAUGAUUUAUCUCAGUAUGUGUUUCUUUACCUUCUGAUCUGACUCAUGGAGCGGAUUAGUCCCAAAACUUUAAAAAACACGGAGCGGAUUGGUGCCAGAACUUUGUCCAGUUAGCUCUAAAGGCUUCCAGUGUGUCAGCAGCUACAAUGUGGCUUGAUAACCUGCUCCGUGCUCUCACUACAGUCCCCUCCCCUCUGCUCCGUGCUCUCACUACAGUCCC